This is a messenger RNA of Sparassis crispa, 978 nucleotides long. RefSeq lists its product as uncharacterized. Gene Ontology annotation, biological process: pyrimidine nucleotide import into mitochondrion. The transcript has 4 exons. Gene Ontology annotation, molecular function: pyrimidine nucleotide transmembrane transporter activity. Gene Ontology annotation, cellular component: mitochondrion. Lineage: Eukaryota; Fungi; Basidiomycota; Agaricomycetes; Polyporales; Sparassidaceae. The record is from RefSeq and is a predicted model, not a curated record. Bases 1 to 978 code for a protein of 325 amino acids.
AUGGCAGACACCCCGCCACAGGCCGUCGCCAGCGCAAGCUGGCUUCCCGCGAAGUCAUGGCAGCACUUCGUUGCAGGCGGACUGGGGGGAAUGUGUGGCGCGAUUGUGACGAGCCCGUUUGACGUUGUGAAGACGCGAUUGCAAUCGAGUCUCUUCAGGGAGAAACACACGACACUGGGGCUCGCCGGUAACGGUGUAGUCGUCGUGCCACGACGUACAAAUAUUCUAUGGCAUUUUGUGGAGACUGGACACAUCCUGAAGGACAUCGCCCGAGAUGAGUCUCCAAGGGCACUCUUCAGGGGUCUCGGGCCUACUCUGGUCGGGGUGAUCCCAGCACGGUCUAUCAAUUUCUUCACCUACGGCAACGGCAAGCAGAUUAUCGCGAAGCAAUUUAAUCACGGGCAGGAGAAUAGCUGGGUUCACCUAAGUGCCGCUGCGUGUGCGGGCAUCGUGACAGGAACAUUGACAAAUCCGAUAUGGGUCGUCAAAACUCGUCUGCAGCUCGAGCGGCACGACAGUCACACGAAGCUAGCGCGCCCGACGUCGUGGGGCAUCAUCAAGAAGAUCAUGCGGGAGGAAGGUGUCCGUGGAUUCUACAAGGGUCUCAGUGCUAGCUACCUAGGCGUCACGGAGGGCACGAUACAAUGGACGUUGUAUGAGCGAUUGAAGCGACUUACUGCGAACACAGAGGGUAAGGGCGGCGUCCUGGAGUGGUUAGGCAUGCUUGGGAGCGCAGGAACGGCCAAAUGCGUGGCGAGUCUGAUUACAUAUCCACAUGAGGUCGUCCGCACGCGUCUCCGGCAACCACUCAUGGAUGGAAAGGUGAAGUACACAGGACUUAUCCAGACUUUCCGGGUAGUCAUCGCAGAGGAGGGCGCGCGCUCGCUUUAUGGCGGUCUCAGUGCGCAUCUCAUGCGAGUAAUUCCGAACGCCGCGGUCAUGUACUCUAUCUAUGAAGCCGUCCUCCGCUGGGCAUGA